UAAGUGUUUGGGUGGAGAACUUUUGGACUAAGAUUUGCUACACCUAUUACUUUUUUUUGGAUUUUGAGAUCACUUCUCUUGGGUCUCUCUCAUUAAUUCGUCCCAUUGUAUUUGCAGUUGACUCAAAAUUAAUACUACUAGUAUAAGCUAGUAAACAAUGGAGUAUGAACCAUGGUAAGGCUCUUUUACUCUGGGAGAAAUGAUAAGCCACAUUUUUCCUGUGUACCCAUAUCAAAACGAUGAGGAGAUGGUGAGAAGAUGAGUUUAAGAAUCCCUACUUUUCACCUACGCUGCACCUUACAAAACACAUCAAAAACCACCAGCCAGACAUUUCCCCGCGCUUUCCUGACGACCCACCUCCAGAACCCAUUGGACCCGAAUCUCUUGGCUCAGUUACACCAACAUGGGUCUGAAGACUCUGAACAAACUCCAUACAUUCUCAACAAACUCAUAUCCGUUUGCGCCAAGUCCCGUUUUCUUCACUUGGGUAUUCAACUCCAUUCUGCAGUUAUCAGAAUGGGUUUCCGUUCAAAUGUGUACAUUAACAGUGCUCUUGUCGAUUUGUACGGUAAAUGCGGUGUUAUUUCAAGUUGUCAACGAGUGUUUGAUGAAAUGCCUGACAGAAAUGUGGUGGCUUGGAAUUCCUUGAUGUCUGCUUAUAUACAUACCCAAUACCCUGAAAUAGCUGUCGGAUUGUUUCUAGAGAUGCUCAAGGGGGAAAUGGUUUUGUCGCCCAUUAGUGUUUCGACUGUUCUGGUCGGUUGCGUGCAGUUAGAAGCCGGAGAAUUGGGUGCUCAGGUUCAUGGGUUUUGUUUGAAAGCUGGGUUCUGCUUUCAUGUUGUUGUGGGGACGGGUUUAAUUGAUAUGUACUCAAAGUGUUGGAGUAUUGAUGCUUCGAGGAGAUUUUUUGAUGAAAUGCCGGAGAAAAAUGUUGUUACCUGGACUUCUUUAGUGACUGGAUAUGCUCAGAAUCAACAACCUUUUGAGGCGAUGAUUUUAGUUAGAGAAAUGUCGCGUUCAGGUCUCAAGUCAAGUGAUGUGACUUACACUAGUUUGUUGAGUUCGUUUCAUUCUCAAUAUGAUUUGGAUCACUGCAAGCAAGUCCACUGUUGCAUCAGUAAAGAAGGUCUAGAGUCCAAUUCUUACGUAGCAGUUACACUUGUAACUGCAUAUGCAAAAUGUAGCAGUAGCUUAGAGGACUUCUACAGGGUUUGCUCAGGUGUAACAAUAUGGGAUCAAGUUGCUUGGAGUGCAGUCAUUACUGGUUUCUCUAAUUUAGAAGAUGGUCAUGAUGCCCUCAUGUGCUUUUCUAAAAUGAGGCAGGAAGGCAUUACUGUAGACUUCUUCACAAUCACGAGCAUUUUGAGAGCAACGGGCACUAUUUCAGCUCUUGAAGUGGGGAAACAAGUUCAUUGUUUGGUUCUCAAGACGGGUUACACUUCAAAUGUGUAUGUACAGAAUGCGCUUGUCUCCAUGUAUGCAAGAUGCGGCAAAAUUAGUAUUGCGAGAGAGGUGUUUUUAUCAAUGCGGAAACACGAUUUGAUUUCAUGGAAUGCACUGAUUUCGGGCUUUUCUCACCAUGGGUAUGGUAGGGAAGCUGUUGAAAUGUUUGAACAAAUGAGAAGAACUGGGAUUAAACCUGAUCUGACCACCUUCUUGGCUGUGCUUUCUGGUUGUAGCCAUGUUGGGUUGCUAGACAAGGGACUUCAAUAUUUUGAAUUGAUGAAAAGUGAUGAUGCCCUUCAACCACCAAAAUUAGAGCAUUAUGCCUGUAUUGUGGAUCUCUAUGGUCGAGCUGGGUAUCUCCAUGAAGCGGAAGCCUUUAUUAAUAACAUGCCACUAGAUCCGGGACCUCAAGUCCUCAAAGCUCUUAUAAGUGCUUGUCAAGUUCAUGGAAACACAGAAAUUGCGGUGCGUUCUGCAAGAAAGCUUGUGGAGCUUUACCCAAGUGAUCCUGCUACUUACAUACUUUUAGCAAAUGUGUUGGCAAAUGGAGGUUACUGGGAUGAUGCAGCUGGAGUACGAAAGCUUAUGUUUGAUAGAGGAGUUAGAAAGAAGCCUGGUUCUAGCUGGAUUUGAAUUGAUGACGAGGGGACUGAUGCUUGUUGCUUGUACCCGUCGGUUUUUCAAAGUCGUCAUAGUCUUCUGAUUGUGGGCUUAACGUGUAGUGGAAGAAUGGCGAGCAGGUCUAUUGAGGGAAAAAAGGAAACUGGUCCAAGUACAGAAACCUAGAUCUUUCCCCUCAUCAAUUAAUAAUAGAAAACAAACUUCAAUGUUGAUUUGAGCUCAAAUGUUUCAACUUCACAAUGUAUCUUCAUUAUAUAGGUGCAUAGAUACAUUUUCCUAUGUAUUUUUGAAAGUGGACAGAAUUAGUACAAUUAACGAUUUGGAAAUGGGUCAAUCAAAUUCUCAUUCAU
Molecule: messenger RNA, 2417 nt
Organism: Rhododendron vialii
Lineage: Eukaryota; Viridiplantae; Streptophyta; Magnoliopsida; Ericales; Ericaceae
Product: pentatricopeptide repeat-containing protein At1g11290, chloroplastic-like
Exons: 1
Coding region: 259-2079 (606 amino acids)
Biological process (GO): RNA modification
Molecular function (GO): RNA binding; protein binding
Source: RefSeq, a predicted model, not a curated record